AUGGUCGAGGUUCACACAUUGUCUCAAGAGGGGGUGUGUAACAUGCGGGUAAAGGACUGGUGUAGAGUGAACCUGCGUUGUUCACUGUCGUCGGUCUCCAGGUGGCGGCUCAAAGGCUACAAUCGCGUCUCGCUCUUUCAACACGAACGGACUCUAACCGCCUCUCCUCACUGGAGACUCCGGGCCACAGGCUACGUCACGCCACGUGGAGGCAGUGGCGCCACCGGCAUACAGUGGUUCGAAUUCGAGGUCAUGAACCCGGGUCUGCACGAGAUUAACGUCGAGCACGUGUACCCCUGGGCCGCCCGACACAUCUCACAAACCCAAUCCUACAAGGUCCAAGCUACCAUCUAA
Messenger RNA from Gregarina niphandrodes, 354 nucleotides. RefSeq lists its product as hypothetical. NCBI's taxonomy places the organism in Eukaryota, Apicomplexa, Conoidasida, Eugregarinorida, Gregarinidae. The transcript has a single exon. Bases 1 to 354 code for a protein of 117 amino acids. The record is from RefSeq and is a predicted model, not a curated record.